Messenger RNA from Lucilia cuprina (Australian sheep blowfly), 1390 nucleotides. Its product is annotated as cuticle protein-like. NCBI's taxonomy places the organism in Eukaryota, Metazoa, Arthropoda, Insecta, Diptera, Calliphoridae. Bases 58 to 1308 code for a protein of 416 amino acids. The transcript is spliced from 6 exons. The record is from RefSeq and is a predicted model, not a curated record.
AUCAGUUUCUUUUGAGUUUUCGAAAUAAACAUUUCGUUUCUUUAACUAAUUUGCAAAAUGUUCAAAUUUGUUGCCUUCUUUGCCUGCAUCUCUGUUGCUUUGGCUGCUCCCGGUUUAUUGGCUGAACAUCAUACUAUUGUUCAAGAACCUGUGUUGGCUAAGGUUGGCUCUGUUGUUCAUUCUGCUCCCUCGGCUGUAUCCCAUCAAAGUUUCACUCGUGUUCACAACAAAGCUGUUGUUUCACCCGUUGUUGCCCCCGUUGUCAAGACCACUAAAGUACCAGUUGUACACACCUUUGCCGCACCAGUUGUUAAGACUGUAGCUGCUGCCCCUGUAGUCCAUACCUAUGAAACUGCUCCAGUAGUCAAGACUGUAGCUGCUGCUCCUGUUGUACACACAUAUGCAGCUGCUCCUGUUGUCAAAACUGUCCACACCUAUGCAGCUGCUCCUGUCAUUAAGACCGUAGCUGCCGCCCCUAUAGUCCAUACUUAUUCUGCUCCUGUAGUAAAAACUGUUGCUCCUGUUGUUCAUACAUAUGAAUCUGCACCCGUAGUAAAAUCAGUUUCUUACUCUGCUCCUGUUGUUCAUACAUAUGAAUCAGCACCCGUAGUAAAAUCAGUUUCUUAUGCUGCUGCUCCUGUUGUAAAAUCUGUUCACACUUAUGAAUCGGCUCCUGUAGUUAAAACUCUUUCCUAUAGCGCUCCUGUUGUGAAAACUUUUGUCUCCUCUCCUGUUACUUACACCAAAUUUAAAACAACUUCUUUAACUUUAACAAAAAUGUUCAAAUUUAUUGCUGUUUUGGCUUUAGCUGCUGUAGCAUCCGCCGCUCCUGGUUUUGUUUCGGAAAGCCAUCACUCCUUUGUACAACCUGCUGUUUUAACUAAAACUGCUGUUGUUGAUACCAGUGCUUCGUCGGCCAUUACCCAUCAAAGUUUUACCAAUUUAGAGAAAAAAGUACCAGUUGUUCAUAGCUAUGCUGCUGCUCCUGUUGUAAAAACUGUUUCUUAUGAAUCUGCUCCCGUUGUUAAAUCAGUUUCUUACUCUGCUCCCGUAGUAAAAACUGUUGCUCCCGUUGUUCACACUUAUGAAUCAGCACCUGUAGUAAAAUCAGUUUCUUACGCUGCUCCUGUUGUUCAUACAUAUGAAUCUGCUCCUGUAGUUAAAUCAGUUUCUUAUGCUGCUGCUCCCGUUGUGAAAUCUGUUCAAACUUAUGAAUCGGCUCCUGUAGUUAAAACUGUUUCUUAUAGCGCUCCUGUUGUGAAAACUUUUGUCUCCUCUCCUGUUACUUACACCAAAUUGCACCAUUAAGAGUUGUGGUAAAAAAUCCUGUUAGAAAAUGUGAUAUAUUUUGUUAAUGAUUUGAAAUAAAACGAUUUUUAUAUAAUUGAAA